Heterotrigona itama is the source of this 1940-nucleotide messenger RNA. The record is from the annotation of a GenBank genome assembly. NCBI's taxonomy places the organism in Eukaryota, Metazoa, Arthropoda, Insecta, Hymenoptera, Apidae.
AUGAUUAGUUCCAGCGUUUCAGCGUUAUGCGACGCUAUUUUAGGGUUCAUUGAAUUUCCAUCUGUAAAAAAAACUAAUUAAGAGGAUUAAUUUUCGAACCUUUGUUUCUUUCUGAAUUAAAUCCUUAGCUUGUUUCUUUUUGCUCAGCCUGUUGUUUUUUUUCAUCUAGGAAAUUCAUUAUAAAGAAUUAGAGAUAUUCUGGUUAACAGAUCGAAGCACUCUUUUUCCCUCAAAUAUGUAAUAUCUAAUUGUUUGCAAGCUACACAUUCAAAAAUUUUAAUUUUAGAGAAUUUAAUUUGAAUGCGAAUUUUUAUUUUACUGAAUAUAGAUAGGUAACGUCGUAUAUCAUAUGUGAUAAAAAGAUAAGCGAGCCUCUAUAAGGGCAUAAAAUAUUGAAUACAAGGUCUAUUUUGUCUGUAGUUAGUGACGCAACUGAACUUAUUUACAAUUUACAUACAAUAUAUUUCUUAGAAUAACAGUGUCCCAAUUGAAAUAACGAACUCUCCAUAAUUUUAUUUUGCAAUGACCUUUGGUCUAAAUCUUAAAUCAUAAAUAUAGAUAAACUCUCUUUUUAUUCGAACAAAUGCAUUGUCCUAGAUCCAUAAAUCUGAACAGAUUUUUAGUCAGAAGUAAUCGUUUAGACUGUGAUCAUCAGCAUGAAUUGUUUAACGGGGGACACGGAACAGCUUAUUAGCAAUGAUAUGUUAUUAUGCACUGCACCAAGCCCUUCAUCUGUUCACAAUUCUCAAAACACUCGAUCAGGAACCAGUGUAUUAAGUACAAUCUUUUUAAUUGUGAAUGCCACUUUAGGAGCUGGUCUAUUAAAUUUUCCUCAAGCAUUUGAUAAAGCUGGAGGAUUGUUCACUUCUAUUACUGUGCAGUUUAUAGCAUUGAUCUUUAUUACUGCUGCACUUGUAAUUUUGGCCAAUUGCAGUGAUGUUGCAAAUAGCUCUACUAUGCAAGAUAUGUUUGCUAAUUUUUAUGGGCAAAAGUCACUUUUCCUAUGUGCCCUUUGUAUCAUAAUAUAUAGCUUUGGAUGUUGCUUAACAUUUUUGAUAGUUGUUGGCGAUCAGUUUGAUAGAGUUCUAGCAACAUACUAUGGACUUGAUUAUUGUCAUACAUGUUAUGCCAGUUCCAUUGGUUGUGUAACUAUUUUGUACGUUAUAAUGUUGAUAGUCUAUAAAUAUUUUACAAAUACUAAACCACCCAUUAAUUCCAUGAAGAUAUGGCCAGAUAAUGAAUACGAGGCACUUCAAAUAAUUCCAAUAAUUUGUUUUGCGUAUCAGAGUCACAUGACAGCAAUACCAAUGUACGCUUGUAUGAAAGAACGUAAACUUGAAAAAUUUACAUUAUGUGCCAUAGUAAGCAUGAUUAUUUGUUUUACUGCUUAUACAGCAGUUGGUAUUUUUGGAUAUGCGACAUUCGGUGCUGGAAAAGUGCCCAGUGAUAUUCUUCAAGGCUAUACAGAGAAAAGCAUAAUCCUUGCUUUGGGCAUUAUCUUCAUAGCCAUAAAAAAUUUUACUACAUAUCCGAUUGUUUUAUAUUGUGGUCGUGAUGCUUUUCUAAGUCUUUUAGGAAUGGACAAUAAUUGUAUUAAAUUUAGAGUUUUUGUUACAUUGAUCUGGUACAUACUAUCUUUAAUAAUUGCGGUAUUGGUACCAGAUAUUUCGCCAGUUAUUAAUCUGCUGGGAGCACUGUCGGCAGCUUUCAUUUUUAUCUUUCCAGGCAUAUGUCUAUUCCAGUGUACACUUUUGAAAGAUUCAGAACUACAUUUAAACAAAGAUCGACUACUAGUUUUUUUUGCAAUUUUUAUCACUGCACUUGGUGCAUUUAUAUCUGGUGUUGUAUUUGUAGAAGCAAUAGAAGAUUUAAGUAUAAAGUCUAACAAAACUUCAUUAAUAACUGGUUUUAAACAAUUGAAAGAAAAUUUAUGUACUUAA